Molecule: messenger RNA, 1368 nt
Organism: Rotaria sp. Silwood2
Lineage: Eukaryota; Metazoa; Rotifera; Eurotatoria; Philodinida; Philodinidae
Source: the annotation of a GenBank genome assembly
AUGAGUGCAGAUUCAAAUAGUGGAAAAGAUAAAGAAAAAAUUUUUCCAUCAUUUACGGAACUUCGUAUUUAUCCAUCAUUUACGGAAAUUCGAGAAAAAUUCAAUGCACCACAAAAUUUUAAAAUGUAUUUUCCACGUGAAGUAUAUGAUCAAAUUGUAAAUGGAAGUCUUAAUGUUGAAGGAAUUCAAGUAAAUAGUCAAAAUAGUGUAACAAAAGCAAAUAAUUUAGAAAAUCAAACUGUUUUUAUUCGUCGUCCACGUGAAGAACCAAUUGAAUGUUUAGUUAUUAGACCAAAUGAUUUAUUAUUAAAAGACGUUAAAACAGGUCGAUAUAUUCGUGCUCAACAUCAUGAACUUGAAUAUGUUCAUAUUCCUGAAGAAGAAGGUCAAGAAGUUACUUUUGCUUUAAAACAAGCUGGAGAAGCAACACUUUCAUAUCUUAUUCAUGGUAAGAAGUUUUUUUUUAGUUAUUAUUUAUUUAUUGUUUUAAUAAAAGGCAUAACAUGGUCACCUCGUUAUAAUUUAAAAGUUGAAUCUGAUGGUCAUCAAUUUGAAGCUUGGGCUGAUAUGACAAAUAAUACCAAACGAGAUUAUAAAAUAAAACGUACUGAAUUAUUUGGUGGUGAUGUUAAUCUUCAAGAAUCUGGAAAUUUUUCUCGUGAUUAUGCAAGUCGUUGUUGUUAUGAAACAUGUUGUUGUCCUCCUUCACCAUCAGCAGCUCCAAAAAUUGAAUCGGAAGGAGAAUUAGCAGGUAUUUAUUGGUAUUCAAUUGAUCAACCAUUUGUUCUUAUUCAACAAUCAACAUUUUCACUUCCUUUUGUUAAACCAAAUAUAAAAUUAGAAAAAUAUGCAGGUUUACAAUAUCAUUUUCAAGAAAGAACAGAAAAAGGAAAAUUUCAAAGAAAAUAUCGAAUUGAAUCGGAUAAAUUUUUACCUAAAGGUACAGUUACAAUUCGAGAAGAUGGAAGAGUUGUUGGACAAUCACAUUUAUGUGAUAUUUCUCAAGGUGAAAAACAAGAUUUAGAUUGUGGAAAUGAUCCAGAUAUUAGUUUUACACGUGAUGUUAAAAUAUUAUCACAAAAACGUGAUUCAGCUUUAUAUUUAAUUCGUUUAACAAUUAAAAAUUGUAAAACAAAACAAAUUAAAUAUGAAUAUAAAGAAAUAAUAUCUUCAGCAAAAUUUACAAUAACUCCUAAAAAUGAUAAUGAACAAUUAAAUAAUAAAAUUCAAUUAAUUGAUGAAGGUUUUCAAAUUCUCAAUGAAGAAUUAAAAGCUAAUGAUGAAUUAAAUUUUCAAUAUGAAAUUUUACUUGAAUAUAGAAAUAAUCAAGAUCAAUGUCCAACACUUUAUCAAAAUGAUCCUAAUUGA